AGACGCUGAUGGACGAGUGGAAUGAGGACCUGGAGGGAAUGGAGUCGUUUGUGUUGGAGGGCAGGAAGUUUGUGCGUCUACCCGACGAAGAGUUUGGCCACUUCCACACACACGACUGCUAUGUCUUCCUGUGCCGGUACUGGGUGCCGCUGGAGCGCGCUGAGGAUGGGGCGGAGGAGGAGGAGGCGGCGGGGGAGCAGGACAGCCAGAUGGAGGAGGACCUGCAGUCCGUCGUCUACUUCUGGCAGGGCCGCGAGGCCUCUAACAUGGGCUGGCUCACCUUCACCUUCAGCCUGCAGAAGAAGUUCGAGAGUCUCUUCCCCGGCAAAAAGAUGGAGGUGGUGCGCAUGACCCAGCAGCAGGAGAACCUCAAGUUCCUGUCGCACUUCAAGCGCAAGUUCCUUAUCCACAGGGGCAAGCGGCGCGCCACGGAGAACGCUCUGCAGCCCAGCCUCUUCCACCUGCGCACCAACGGCAGCGCGCUGUGCACACGGUCCAUUCAAGUGAAUACGGACGCAGGUCUACUCAACUCGGAAUUCUGCUACAUAUUGAAGGUUCCUUUCAACAGCGAGGACAGCCCAGGGAUUGUGUACGCCUGGAUUGGCCGUGCCGCUGACCCAGAUCAGGCCAAGCUGGCGGAGGAAAUAAUGAACACCAUGUUCAGCAGCGACUACAGCAAGCAGGUGGUGGACGAGGGAGAGGAGCCGGAGAACUUCUUCUGGGUGGGGAUCGGGGGCAGCAAGCCUUACGAGGAGGAUGCCGAGUACAUGAAGUACGCACGCCUCUUCAGAUGCUCCAAUGAGAAGGGCUACUUUGCCGUGUCAGAGAAGUGUUCCGACUUCUGUCAAGACGAUUUGGCAGAUGACGACAUCAUGCUGCUUGACAACGGCCAAGAGGUCUACAUGUGGGUGGGCACUCAAACCAGCCAGGUGGAGAUCAAGCUAAGCCUGAAGGCCGUUCAGGUGUACAUCCAGAACAUGCGCAGCAAGGACACGAGCCGCCCGCGCAAGCUCAAGCUGGUGCGCAAGGGCAACGAGACGCUGUACUUCACGCGCUGCUUCCACGCGUGGGGGGAGUUCCGCAAGCAGUGCGAGUGAGCGGUGACGCGCCCCCGGGCUCGCUCGCAAAAAAACAUCAACUUCGCGGUCGUAGAAAACAAACUAACAAGUAUAAAAAUGGCCCGGUCGCUCCCUCUCGCCCCUUACAUCUGCUCACAACUCUCUUCUUUCCGUUAUAUGCCUUUUAAAGGUUGAUCCAUUUAUAAUUACCCCACUAAAAUACUAGGGGAGAUGUUGUAGGUAAGGGAAAAAACCUAUACAGUAGAACCCUUCUUAACGACCACCCCAGUUAACCACGAAUCGCUUAACGACAGGCCUCUAGAGCACAGUGUUCGCUUACCGACUAUUUCUCUGUUAACGACGGGCUGUUUUAGUUACAGUAAAUAUUAAUGAAUCCAUUGAUUUACCAUGUUUCCUUUAAUAUGUGUUUAUAAUGUUAGUAUCUUUGUGCAUUAAUAUCCAUUGUUUAAAUAUUAUCAAGUCCGUUUUUUGGGUGAAAAAGGGUAACUUUCGAUGCUAUCGGAAGGAAUUAAGCCAUUAACGUGUAUUUCCUAGACUCGCUUAACGACCACAUCACUUAACGACCGGUUUCAUAAAACCAAUUACCGUCGUUAAGAGGGGUUCUACUGUAUUUUAAUUCAAGGCCGCAUACGUGUCUCGCACCAAUCCCAAGACGCUUACCACCUUUCCUUCCUGUUCCCCUGUGAGUCGCGAGGUGACACGGUCCAGUGGUCACACAUUCGGGUCCAGCGGUCGCACGUUCGAAUCUAGCGGCCGCCCUGGUUAAUGAUUGGGCACCGGACAUUUAGUAGCAAGUGUCAGAGCACGAUGGCCUCUUCCGCAAAACCCGACCAUGUGAGUUACAGCUCGAUCACAUUCCUCUACAGUCCACACUGGCAAAUUAUGAAGAAUAUAACUGGCAACCGCUUUCAAGGUGUUAUUAAUUGUAGAAAUACUUACAAGCCCUCAUGCGUCACAGUGAUUGUUAAGGAUCCCGUGACAUCAUUCAAUUGCGUGCCGGCGGUCAUGGUGCAAAUUUGCCAAAUUUGAGGAAUUCUGCCGCGGAUUACUUGGUUGGAGUAUACACACGGCACUCACCGACCCCUGCCGUGACAAAUUGGCAGGACCUUCUGGAAAAAACGAGUCCUGAGAUUCGGUGAAGCCCUCUUGGGUAAACAACCAUUUGUUAACAUAAUAACAGAGCCAUCAUUUCACAACAGUUCAAUCACGCCUUUUGAGAAUAAAGUAAAAGGUUGAUUACAAAUAAGUGGGGCGCUAUAAAUGGAUCGCCCUUGUAUAUCCCAGCUAUCUGUGGAUGAGCUACAUGUGUGGCGGGCUUCUCUGUAACUCCCACAGCACAAUUUAAUUGAGGCCACUCAUUAGAUGCGGGUGAUGUUGUGCACUUUUAAAUCUAGAAUGAAAACUCAUUGCGUUCGAACAGUUUUUUGUGUUUUGUUUGUUGUCCUUCCCCCGCACCUCCGAUUUGCACGCUUGGCUACGUACGGUGCAAACGGAAGUUUAACAUGCAGACAUGUUUUACUUAUAGAUGCAGGAGUUCAUUUUCAUUGACGCUGAAGUGAAAAUGUUAUAUCUUCAUUGAACUCCUUGUGAUUCGAAAGCUACGCGCAGCUUUCGUUCAAUAUGCUCUUGCACCACUGCUCAUGCAGUAUUGCAGUUGCUUUCUUUAACUUUUGCCGCAAAAUGGUACACAAUUUAUGGACCCUGGAGGGAAGACGGAAGUGAGCCGACCCUUGUCCGAGAUCUCAUUCAGCUUGGGGCGUUGGGCGGCAUGCGAAAGUUGCGACGCGGCUCGCACUCGUGGGGAUAUUUCACCGUUUUAACUGGAGGCUCCAGCUUUUGCCAGAGGUCUGCAGCGGCACCGCUCGAAACAUUCCCAACAAGUCCUUGGCCCGCGUAUACUUAUACAGCACGAUUGUUUACUAGAAAUGUCAGUUGCUUUGUGACCGCCAUUCAUUCCGAAGUACACAAUUACAAUUGUGCAACUCAGCACGGGUCUCCUUUCCCCAGUUAUCCACGGUUUAUGAUGAUCCAUCACACGGCAAGGUCAAGAACCUGUUGAACCUUCACCCCUCAGCCUGCCGGUGGCUAAAAAGCAUUCUAAUGCCCAUGAAGGGACAUGUCACGCCGUGUCCACUUAUCCUCGCCGCCCCCCCUGCUCCCCCACGGAUACUGGAGACCUUGGGUGGAUCGCUGGAGACAAUGGCCACAUUGCAGCCAAAAUUACUAAAGUCACCAGUGAGAACAAGGAUCAGGAGAGCGUGUGGGUAAUAGCUACUCCACUAAGGACAUAUUGGUUAAAGUGCCUCUACGCUCGCGCAGUGCUCAUCACUGUUGGCAGCCCCGAGUCAGUGAUGGAAAUUGCACAUUCCUAUGACAAGCACCAGUCCUCCCUUGGACAACCAACUACUGUGGACAUCUUACAAAGUGCUACUGAAUUUACUGACCCCCCUCCCCCACUCGGGAAUAGGUUGAAUUUGUCUCCCUGAUCUAUAUUUGAAGCCCUCGGCCUUCUGACUGGGCGUAGCGUUUGUGUCCAACGGCUGGCCAUGGUGGUCGGAGCCUAAACCACGGUCUCGUUUGAAUUCGCACCAGCCUAGGAUAAAAUAUGUUUUGUAAUCUUGAGUGAAUUGGGAUGUAUUUUUGUAUUCAAUUCAAAGUCCUUGUGCUAAUCCGAUAAAAGUAUUGCUUAAAUAUUU
Molecule: messenger RNA, 3775 nt
Organism: Lethenteron reissneri (Far Eastern brook lamprey)
Lineage: Eukaryota; Metazoa; Chordata; Hyperoartia; Petromyzontiformes; Petromyzontidae
Product: protein flightless-1 homolog
Biological process (GO): actin filament severing; barbed-end actin filament capping; actin polymerization or depolymerization
Cellular component (GO): nucleus; cytoplasm; actin cytoskeleton
Molecular function (GO): actin filament binding; phosphatidylinositol-4,5-bisphosphate binding
Source: RefSeq, a predicted model, not a curated record